CUUCCUCCCGGAAGCGGGUCUGGACGGAUGUCUACUGCGCGUCCGUGUGCGGGGCUGAGGGCCGCGGUGGCGGCCGGCAUGGGGCUGAGCGACGGUCCGGCGGGCUCUGGCCGCGGCUGCCGCCUUCUACGCCCUCCCGCGCCCGCUCCGGCGCUGCCAGGGGCCCGGCUGCUGCGGCUUCCGGAGAGCGAGGUCGUGGAGGCCGCAAGCCCCGAGCGCUCCGGUUGGACGGAGGCGCUGCGGGCCGCCGUGGCCGAGCUGCGCGCCGGCGCCGUGGUGGCGGUCCCAACUGACACGCUGUAUGGUCUGGCCUGUUCGGCGAGCUGCUCGGCGGCCCUGAGCUGCGUGUAUCGCCUCAAAGGCCGCAGUGAGGCCAAGCCGCUGGCCGUGUGCCUGGGCCGCGUGGCCGACGUCUACAGGUACUGUCAGGUGAGAGUUCCUAGGGAGCUCCUGGAAGACCUGUUCCCAGGACCUGUGACCCUGGUGAUGGAACGCUCAGAGGAGCUCAACAAAGACCUGAACCCCUUUACUCCUCUUGUUGGCAUCCGGAUUCCUGACCAUGCCUUCAUGCUCGACUUGGCUCAGAUGUUUGGGGGACCACUUGCACUCACUAGUGCCAACCUCAGCUCCCAGGCCAGUUCUCUGAGUGUUGAGGAGUUCCAAGACCUCUGGCCUCAUUUGUCCCUUGUCAUUGAUGGGGGACCAAUUGGGGAUAGUCAGAGCCCUGAGUGUCGCCUCGGCUCUACUGUGGUUGACUUAUCUGUACCUGGAAAAUUUGGCAUUAUUCGCCCAGGCUGUGCCCUGGAAAACACCACAGCCAUCCUCCAGCAGAAAUAUGGGCUGCUCCCUUCACGGGGGUCCUGUUCAUGAAAUUUGGGAGGACCCAAGGACCAUGCUGGAUACUAUGUGUCUGCUACUGGUUGACAAAGCCUCAUUGGCUGAGGUCCUGGAGCUACGUCUAUAGCCUACCUUUUUAGGCAGCAUCCUUGGCGCUGAGUCUUGUAGGCCAGCCAGAAGCUGCAGGGUGAGCCUUGCACCCAGGGGAAGGAUAUAUCUGUAGAUUGAUUUGUCAACCAAGAAUUGAAGGGAGGGAAGAACAUUCUUAGAGUGGGCUUAUUAUUUUAAGUGCCCCCUCUCACCGCCACCCCCUUUAAGUUAAGUAACUUGAGUACAGAAUUAGAAUGCAUUAAUAGCUGCUUUCCAGGAAACAGUGACAUUUGGUGUCAAACCAGUGGGAAGCACUAAUGCAGUCUAGAAGUGGUAGGACCAGUGCAGCAAAGUCUAGGAGCCCAGGCCAUAGCUUUCUGGGUACAGGGGAGUGGUCAUUUGGGGGAAGUGAUUCUAGGAGUCCCAAGUGAAAUAUUGAAAAAUAAAAUGUUGACUGUUUUCAGCCAGUGACUUUCUUAUUUAUUGGUAUAGUUCUUUGUGUAAUUUAUUUAGCUUCAUUGUUUAUGCAGAAGCCUUUUGUCUUUGUUCAUAUGCCUACCAAGUAUUUAACAUAAUUAUUUUUCGGGUAUUUGAGCUGUAUUUUUUUGUUAUUAAAUAUUGCUUCUACAAACA
Mastomys coucha (southern multimammate mouse) is the source of this 1560-nucleotide messenger RNA. RefSeq names its product yrdC N6-threonylcarbamoyltransferase domain containing (gene Yrdc). Gene Ontology annotation, molecular function: nucleotidyltransferase activity; tRNA binding; double-stranded RNA binding. The record is from RefSeq and is a predicted model, not a curated record. Gene Ontology annotation, cellular component: cytoplasm. Lineage: Eukaryota; Metazoa; Chordata; Mammalia; Rodentia; Muridae. Bases 28 to 870 code for a protein of 280 amino acids. Gene Ontology annotation, biological process: regulation of translational fidelity. The transcript is spliced from 5 exons.